Ooceraea biroi (clonal raider ant) is the source of this 3362-nucleotide messenger RNA. It is a transcript of the gene Rab9, whose product is annotated as RAS oncogene family member Rab9. Gene Ontology annotation, biological process: retrograde transport, endosome to Golgi. Gene Ontology annotation, molecular function: GTPase activity; GTP binding. NCBI's taxonomy places the organism in Eukaryota, Metazoa, Arthropoda, Insecta, Hymenoptera, Formicidae. The record is from RefSeq and is a predicted model, not a curated record. Gene Ontology annotation, cellular component: lysosome; late endosome; phagocytic vesicle.
UAGAUGUUCACGUAUCAUGACACGUAUCACGAGUCUUGACACUUUUGACAGUUUGACAUCUGCGAGCGUGUGCGAGUGCUCAGUACGCGUGAAAAUUGAUCGUAGUCAUAUUCGUGCGAGAGUUGCCUGCCGCCUGAGCCUAACAUGGGCGUUCCUUUUGUCGUCUGCAGUGUGCCAGCUGCAGGGCACCCGAAGGAAAAAUGAUCGCAAGUCGCGAGUGCUUGUAGCCGGAUGGUACUGUUAAGGCCGCCAGAAGUCGACGCGCGGACGAAGCCGCCGUUGGAGACACACGGAUAUUCAUUACUCAUGCUGACAAAUCUCAUUUACUGCAUCUCCGUUCGCUGUUCAGUGAGAGUGCCGUGAUAACAAAGGACACCUCUCGCACGUAUCGUACUCUGAUCUCUGAUGAUCGAAUGAAAAAGUCGCGGAGGAAGAGGUAGUGGUGCGAGGCUGCUUCGUUGCCUUUUCUCUUCACUGAAGCUUUAAGAUUUUAAGGAGGUCACUCUUAAAGUCGAUCGAGAAUCUCAUUGCCGAGCCGUAAGGUUAUGCCGAGUCGCGAGAAGAUAAAGGCAUCAAGCACUUGUUAUUUAUUAGUUAUUUGAUAUAAGGAGAAGGAGAGAGAAAAGGAGGAAAAAGCGCGUAAAAGAAAGAGGAGCUUUGUGGAUGAUGAGUGACAACGCGUUCGUUUGACAAGCUCUGAGUAACUAAAGUACAAGAUCCCUGUCAGCCGAAUCAGCUGAUCAGCUGAGAGGCUAUGAGAUUUAAUUAGGCCUUAGUGAAUAUGCAUAUUUAUUGUAAGUGUACACGAUAGAAGAUAUUUGUUAAGACGUGACUCUGUUGGCGUGAGAUAAUCGUGUGUGUGCAAUAAGUAGAUAAGAUUACUUUGCACAAAAAGUGCAAGAAGUGGCUGAAAAAUGUCGAAUAAUUCAACGGUGGUGGGUACGUCCAGGGGCGGUGGUAGUCUUCAGCAGAAUCGAAACUCGCAGAGAUCCACCCUCCUGAAAGUGGUGAUUCUUGGAGACGGUGGUGUUGGAAAGUCCUGUCUCAUGAACCGAUUCGUGUCGAAUCACUUUGACGAGCACAGUUUUCACACCAUCGGAGUGGAAUUCUUGAACAAGGAUAUCGAGAUCAACGGCGAGACGUACACGUUACAGAUAUGGGAUACCGCCGGGCAGGAGAGGUUUAAGACCCUCAGAACGCCGUUCUACAGAGGCUCGGAUAUCUGUCUCCUCACCUAUGCGGUAGACGAUAGGACGAGUUUUGAGAAUUUGAAAUUGUGGAAAUCUGAAUUUCUUAAGUUUGCGGACGUUCAAGAAGGCUCCACGUUUCCAUUUAUUGUUGUUGGCAAUAAGGUGGACGUUCCUGAAUCUGACAGACAAGUUUCUACGGAAGAAGCUCAGGCAUGGUGUUCAGAGAAUGGCAGUCCUCCGUUAGUCGAGACAUCGGCGAAAGAUACUACUAAUGUUGAAGCGGCAUUUGGGACAGCGGUCGAUGCAUGGGCACGGCAGGAGGCUAGAUUAGAACGGCCUUUAGUGGAAGAUACCGUCGAUCUUUCUAAGCAACAGUCUCUGCAUCGUUCGAGCUGUUGCAUGCCUGUGUCCGGUGCUGAAUCUACAUUUGCGACCAGCUAAUUGAAAUGGAUGAUAACGAGAAAACCCAUAUAGGAUCUUUAUGCGAUGCAAAGCGACAUUUCUCGAACAAUUAUUUAAAAGUUUCUUUAUGUUUGGGAGAAGUACACAACGUUUACUCUAUUUAUAGGAUCUAUAAUGGCAGUUUUAUACGAUAUAAGUGUAAGAGCUUAUUUUCCUUUGUUUCGCCUUCUGUUUCACCCUUUUGUUUGCAUACGUUGUAGAGAAACGCAUAACUCAUAAAAGUUCACUCAUAGUCCAUAGAAAAUUCGACUGCUUGCAUAAAGUCCAAAGUAUCCCUCCUCAGUUCCAUCUUAGACAUUUGCUUUUGCAAAUUAUACUUAAGACACCAUUUUCUCACGUUUGGCAUACUUUGUUUCUAGGUCUAACAAAGUAAUUUGAAGAGAAUCUCUUGCCUGUCUACAAUACUUUCUUCAUUAUACGGCGAACCGUUUUUUUUCAUUGAGACUGGAAUUGCGUCGGUUGUACAAACGGGAGAUGUAUCGUUUGAAUUUUUUGACUCGAGACCAGUUAAGAUUCCCAAAGAGUAUAUGGACUACAUUUAUAGGAUAUAUUGUUAGCAAAUAACGAGUUGGCUUGCUUAUAUUUUUCUUUACAAAAUCUUAACGAAAUACUCUCGAGUGAAAGAUUGCGGAGAUUGCGUGUGAGACAAAUAAUGUAUUGUGAUUGAUAUUUCCAGAAUAGAACUCUAAGAUAUAAUAAGAUCAAGUUGAACGUCCUAUUCUAUCACGCUUUAUGCAGCUCUUGAGCUACAGCCGACAGUAUUUUAAGUGUUUCACACUCACCACUUUGGCUUGUGAUAAAAUGAUAAUGAUGAAUAUUGUGAAUUGCUUUAUCAUAUUGAAGGUGUAGGCGUAAAUUGUAAUUUUAGCUUCGUAAAUCUAAAUUUGCCUUGUCCUCGCGACGCACGUCCAAGAGCAGUAAAGCGACGAGACUCUCACUCAAGCAAAAUCUCUUAUUGCGGAUACUCAUAUUUAUACAUGUGUGAAUUUAACGCUUGUACAAAGUGCGAUAUAAGUGCUUUCCUGCUCGUGGAAACAUUUCGUAUUCAGUGUCUAACGAUUUUCCUACACUAACACUAACAUAACAUUACGAAAGUGAAGCUUUUUGUACGAUUGUCAACGCGUUUCUACAGCUGCGUAUCUUUUUUGUCCAAAAGAUACUCGAUUCUCUAGAGAUGCCUCAUACACAGCACAAUGGAAAAAAUAUACAUAUAUAGUGUCGUUGCACUUAAACGAAGAAACAGUUUCCAACGACGAUGCUCGAAUCGAUUGUCUAUGAAACAUGCAUGCUGGUGCUUUUUAUAUAUAGCUAAAUGUGAAAUAUACAAAUCUAUAGUGAAAUAUAGAAUAAUAACGCGCGUUAGUUAAGGUGUUAAGUGCAUAAGUUAAACUGAUCAUAUCAAGGUGACGAUCUCACCUCAGAAUUACCACACACACACACGCGGAUAUCAUUUUUACAAAUAAUAAGUUUCUGCGCGAGAUCUGUUAUUUUUAAAAAGCUAUCUUUGCAUACACACACACACACACAAUCUUGUUCGUGAAGAAAACGCGCAUACCGAUUAUUUAUUAUUUUUACACACUCAGUAGGGACAUGGCUAUUUCUCGUAUAUGACUUAUGUAUAAUGUGUGUAUGCCUUAAGAUUUUAUAAUCCCGGGAAUCGAUUUUGCAAGAGGAGAAAUAAACUUAUACUGUGCUUGUUUAAAAAAAACA